AGAGUGUGUCAUUAUUUCUUUCUAGACUUCCCGGAUUCUGGGCCAACCAUUAAGAGCGAGCGGCAACAAUAUCAGGUGGGCGAAACGGCCCAUUUAACGUGUAUGGCUCAACAAUCCAGUCCACCAUCCCAAUUGGCAUGGUACAUCAAUGGAGAACCGGCCAAUGAGGCAUACACGCGCUCAGUGCCGAUCAGAGAUGGGGUACAAGCUCUAGAGCUCAUAUUUCCCGUGACCAGCAACCACUUCGAGAAGAACAAGAAUCUGGUUACGUUGAAGUGUCUGGCGAGCAUCUCCAAUUUCUAUUGGAUGAGUGACGAGGUCCAACUUCUGCAAGAGAAGCCCAAAUACGCGUCCGUCAUGGAGAAUGGCGGCUCAUCCAACGACAACAGCCCAGUGGUCAAAUCGUCCGCCUCGGCCGCAGCCAGUAGUGAUGGAUUAACCGGAGCCGAUCUUGUGUCAUCAUCCUCAACUUCGUCGGCCUUCCAAGCGCGACCUUGGCUGACCUUAUAUGGCCUCAUCGCCACCUCAAAAGCCACCCGGGAUCUAUUCUCAUUCUUCCACAGCCAUUUUCGCCGCGUGGACUCGCUUCAACCAUGAAAUCUGGCUGUCAGACCACAAAAUUGACUCAUUUAUAAAAUCUCAAGGCUGUGAUUGACUCCGGAAAAG
Messenger RNA from Tigriopus californicus, 666 nucleotides. RefSeq lists its product as uncharacterized. The coding region runs from base 103 to 597 and encodes 164 amino acids. The transcript has 3 exons. Lineage: Eukaryota; Metazoa; Arthropoda; Copepoda; Harpacticoida; Harpacticidae. The record is from RefSeq and is a predicted model, not a curated record.